Plectropomus leopardus (leopard coralgrouper) is the source of this 3600-nucleotide messenger RNA. RefSeq names its product toll-like receptor 1 (gene tlr1). The record is from RefSeq and is a predicted model, not a curated record. Gene Ontology annotation, biological process: inflammatory response; immune response; toll-like receptor signaling pathway. NCBI's taxonomy places the organism in Eukaryota, Metazoa, Chordata, Actinopteri, Perciformes, Serranidae. Gene Ontology annotation, molecular function: transmembrane signaling receptor activity; protein binding. Gene Ontology annotation, cellular component: plasma membrane.
GAGCAGAAGCAGCCAACUAUUGUCUUGCGAUCAGAACAGUUUUUGUCUUUGUUGCUCUUUUUUCAGCAUUUAGUAGUUUUGAAUCUCUGUGAGAUAUUUUAUAGACUGAACUCAGAUACCUUCCACUGUUAUUGAGACUGUCCACUGGAAGAGUCUUCAACUAUGAUAGACUGCAACAAAUCAAUCGAUUAAAAGCUCAACAAAUCAAAAACAUCAGCAUUGCUUCAACUGAAAAAUCCAUCUGAUUUCAAUACAGGUUGAACAAUGAGGCCUGUGACCGCUGCCCUCUUGGCAGCAGUCAUACUGAUGGGACUCCAGCAGUGCAGUCUACUCCCUGACAACUUUGUAGACCGCUCAUCCAAAAACCUCUCCUCUGUCCCAAGUGACCUGCCAAAGACAGCCGAGUUUGUAGACCUCUCAUGCAACCACAUUCAGAAACUUCACAAAGGAGACUUCAAAAACACAGCUCUCCUUAAGUUUCUCAACAUUUCGUGGAAUCGUUUGGAGGACAUCGAUCCAGAGACGUUCCUUGACACGCCGCUCCUGACGGAUCUGGACCUGUCCCACAACAGGCUGACGAACCUGUCGGGUCAGCGGUACCUGCUCCAUGCAGAGAACCUUCUGGGGCUGAAUCUGAUCUGCAACAACUUUCUCACGAUGACACUGGGGAGUGAGUUCAGCUCUCUGGUAAAACUGAGGAGAUUAGCACUUGGAGCACAAAACAUUGGUGUGGGUGAUUUUAAGAAUAUUGCUCAACUGAAACUAUAUACAUUGACCCUUUCCCUAGAGGAUAAACUGAAUUAUACAGCGGGCAGCCUGAGGGAUGUUCAAGCUCAAAGACUUCAGAUAGCCUUCGCUGGUUAUCAAACAGUGGACCAUGGUCUGGUUGGUGAUGCUCUGUCACUCUUUGUUGAAGUGGAGUUGAUGGAUCUGACAAAUGGCUACAAAGAUCUGAGUAAGCUGUUGAGCAUGAGGGAAAAAAUCCUCACAACUCAUCUUUACCUCACCAACAUAUCAAUCAAAUGGAAUGACUUGACUCACUAUGUAAGUGUGGUCCUGCAGACAACUAUCAGCCAUCUGAGCACCUCCGAUGUGGCCAUUUCCAAUUUGCCCAUGAUUGAUACUGCUAUGACGUACACAACUCAGAUGAAGUCCUUCACAGCCACAAGGGCAGUGGUGACGUCUUUCUUGUUUUCACAGGAGGCUGUGUACAACUUUUUCAUCAACCUGCCAGUGGAGCAUUUAGCAAUUGUUCAGACCUCUAUCAUAUACAUGACAUGUCCAAAGUCGGAAAGUUCAAUCCAACUACUGGACUUUUCUGACUGUGCUCUGUUUGACUCCAUCUUCACCACAGUGACGACUCAAGAGAUUUUUGAAUGUAAGACUCUGGGUAACGUGAGGAAACUGAUUCUGGUUGGCAACAAUCUGAAGAGCCUCCAGUUUGUGAGCCAGCGUGUGCAAUACAUGAAGUCCCUGCAAGAUCUGAACCUCAGCCUCAACUCUCUGACUUAUGAUGGUCUGAGAGAAUGCAUCUGGCCGCCAAACAUCACCAAUAUGGAUCUGUCUUCAAAUGUUCUGACAGACUCCGUUUUCAGAUGUUUACCAAAAGGAACAGAAAAACUGGAUCUCAAGAACAAUCAGAUUUCUGUGAUUCCAUCAUCCAUCCUAAAACUGGGGAACCUUUCAUCCCUGAAUCUAAACGGCAAUAGGCUGCGGGACCUGCCAGUAUGUAAUGGUUUCCCCAUACUGAAUGAGCUUCUGCUGAGGUCAAAUUCCCUUCACGCCCCAUCUGUGAACAAGCUGGAAAGCUGCCCCGAGUUGAAAACCCUGGAUGUCAGUAACAACCCCUUCACCUGCACCUGCGCUCUGAAGAGUUUCAUAAAUCUUGGUGUCAAGUCUGAAACAAAGAACAGUCACACAGGAAUUGAACUGUUGAGCUGGCCGUUGGACUAUAACUGUAGCUACCCAGAGGCCGUUAGAAACUCCACCUUGAAAGGAACCUAUAUCCCAGAGAUCUCCUGCAAUGUCGGCCUUCUAGCUGCUGCCAUCUUGUGCCCAGCAGUGCUAGUGAGUAUCGCAGUUGUGACCCUUUGUCACUCUUUGGAUGUUCCCUGGUAUAUGGGCAUGAUCUGGCAGUGGACCAGGGCCAAACAUCGUGCCAGAAUGCGACAUGUUCGACCUGAAGAUCUGGCAGGCGUUGAGUUUCAUGCUUUUGUGUCGUACAGCCAGCAUGAUGAAGAUUGGGUGCACAAUUCCCUCCUUCCCAACCUUGAGGGAGGAGGGCUCAGAAUCUGCCACCACGUGAAAAACUUUGUGCCGGGAAAGACAAUUAUUGAGAACAUCAUCGCCUGUGUGGAGAAAAGCCGACGCUCCGUGUUUGUGCUCUCUGCUCACUUCGUCAAGAGUGAAUGGUGUCACUAUGAGCUGUACUUCGCCAGCCACCAACGCCUUACUUGGGGCUCGGACAGCAUUGUGCUCGUACUGCUCGAGCCUCUGCCUCAAUACCUGAUCCCUUCCAAGUACUACCAGCUGAAGUCCAUGAUGGGCCGCCACACAUACUUGGAGUGGCCUCAGGACAGGGCCAAGCACAGGCUGUUCUGGGCUAACCUCAGAGCGGCCCUACAGACGGACCUGCCAAACGCACCGGUGACAGAACUAGAGGAGUAACUGUGACAGAAAGACUUAAAGCUACAGUUGGUAACCUUUAUGAAAAUAACUGUUUGGCAUAUUUGAUGAAACUGUCACUACAACAAGUCAACACAGUAUAACAAGAGACAGAAAAUUCUAUGAAAAUGGCAUUUGCUAGUUUCUACCCCGGCUGAAGGAAAACAUCAAUCAGAGUCAAGGAGUCUCUGAUGCAGCUAUCAAUCAUGUCCAUGACAGUUCAUGAACUGCAGUCAAAUUGUCAAACUAGGCAGCGCUGAUCAAAUACAAAUCAAGAUUCUGUCACUGCGUUGCCAAUGUCUCACUUCAAAUGUUAUCAGAAACAUACAGUAUGUCAGUGUAUUGUUUAGCUGUGAAAUAAGAAAGCUUUACUUCAGCCAGUGGGCGUUACUUUGCUGGAGCCUAAGCGAGCUGACCUCCACAUCCACACCUGUGGCCAGUUUAGUGGGAUGAAGCUGGAGAAAACCCACCCUGACACGAGCAGAACACAGAGGGCCACGGUCAGCGGAUUGGAUAAGGAACCCUCUCACUUGAGGCGACACAGCUAACCACAACACCAACAUGCCACCCUUGGCCAAAAAGUUAUUUUUAUAAAGGUUACCAGCCACAGCUUUAAAGAGAAAAAGGAAGUGGGAUGAAGAAGUGUGAAUUGAUCAUAAGGGAGCAGAGGGAACGCAGUAAGAGUAAUCCCAUGUGGGGGCUCUGAAGUGAAAAAGUGUGUGUAUUCCUUCUUAAGACAUGAGCAUGCUUUUUUUGUGUAUCUGAUUUUUUAUCUUGCUCUAUUAGGUAAACUGAUGUUUUGUAGGUUUCUAAGAUUUAAAUCAUACAUGGCAACUUCUGUAAUCCAUUAAGAGGCAAUUUAAUGGAAACAUUUAUAUCAACCAACACUUCAAGUUUGUAACAAAAACAAUAAACUUUACCCGAGAAUAUCAAAAA